GUAAAAACUAAAAAUGUCUUCUUUGCAUUCAAUGUUUUUGUUCGAAAUAGUAGUAGAAGAAUUGAAAAGUUAUAUAGAGUGUACAGAUUUUCUAAUAAAAAUUCAAUUUGCUGAUGUUUUUUCACUCGAUUUAAAAGACUCUAAUAAGCUGGCUUCUUUUACCAAACCUAAUGUACCAAAGCAGUUUAAAAAGAAAAUAAUUAAAAGAAAAUCAAAGGUAAGAGUUCAUGCUGCACUUAUUCAAAAGGCUCCUUUACAAUAUAAAGUGCAAAUAAGACAAUCGGUACUAUUGGCAAAUAAUAUUAAUAUGCUUAUAUCUAAUAUGGAAAACUUUCCAGUUGAAUUGUCCCUUUGGAGCAAAGUAAAUCCCAAAUAUAAAAUGGGUUCAACACAUAUUUCUUGGAGCCAUGACUACAUAGAUUAUUUGAGUAAAUUAAACACCAAAAAUGAACCACGUUCAGUAUUAAUUGGUGGAUAUUAUAAUGUUUUUGAUGAAUUUACUUCAAAACGCAUAGCUACAAUUAAACUUUCUAUCAAACUAAGUUAUUUGAAGGAUAAAAUUACUACACAAUAUAAAUCUGCUUCUGAAAAUAAUCCAGAUAAUUUCAUGUACACGAAAUUUAAUUAUAAACCGACUGCUAGUUUGAGUACAAUAAGAGAAUAUCAUGCUAAUGCGGAAAACAUUGAAACUGGAAUUAUUAAAACAAUAUAUAGUGGUGAGAAAAGAAAAAUUAAACAAUUAAAUAACUAUAACAAUAAUAUUACAAAGCAAAUUUCUAAAGUCAUUGAUACACAAAAGAAAAUAACACGUAAAGAGUCACAUUUAAAUAUUAAAAAUAAAAAAAUUAAUGCUGAAACUAUAAUUAAAGAAUAUAUUAAUGCAGAAUACAGAAAUACAAGUCUUGUGAAAAGUGAUACAGUCAUAUAUCAACAUCAAAAAAAUCUGCAACAAUGUAGAUCCUGCUCAACAGUAAAGCGUUUAAAUGCGUUGAAUUACAUCUUUGGAGAUGAAGGGAGUUCGUACGGGAACCAAGUCUAUUAUGUAGGUUAUUUUAUGGUUGAAAAAGAUCCGACACCCUUUGGUAGUUCAUUAAAAGGAAAAAGUUCAGAAAAAUCAAGCGAACCUCAACCGAGUUAUAAAAUCAAAUUAUGCGACAGUGAAGUACAAUGCAAAAAAGAAACAAAUUGUUCUUGCACCCAUAGUUAUUGUUCGUUGGAUUUACCAGUGAAAACUUCACGUUUGAUAAGUGUUACAAAGUGUCAACAAUUUGAUUGUGAUCACAAGGUGUAUAAAGCACCUGUAACAGAUGAGCGUAUUUUAUUAGAUAUAUCUAGUAUGCAGAAAGAAUGUUGUGGUAUCACACAAGCUGUUGAAGAAGUAGUUGGAGAUAUGAAAGCAAAAAUGAAAUUUGAAGAAGAUCCUUGUUUUUGUACAUGCGAAUGCAGAUUCGGUUUUACAAAAAAGACGACAUAUUGUAAGGUUUGUGGUGGAUAUGAAACUACUGGAGAUGAUGUAGUUGGUCAAGAACCAUUUCCAUGCCCCAUUUUUCAUAAAUUAGUUGAUAAAAAUAAACUUAAAACUUUGAGUACAUCUGGUAGUGACAGUAAAAAGAGAACUGACGACAGCCAGAAAAUGUUUAAAUCUGCUUCUAAAUCUUCAAAUGAGAAGCGGCCAAUUGUUUCGGAAAAGAGCGCUGAAUCCGAAAAAGAUCCUAAAAAGGGGAAAAAGAAAAAGAAGGAUGAUCGUUUCAAGUUCAACUAUGGUUAUCAAGGUAUACCGCCUCAAAUUGGACACGAACAUUGUGCUAUGCCCUGUACAGGAACUCUAGGUUCAGUACCUAAGAAUAUGGGCUGGCUUUGGACAGCCGAGGAUAUACCCGGGAUAAAGUUUCGUCCUUUGUGGAAACCAGGAGCAACAAAUAAACAUGUAGUAAGAUUAUUACGAAUGGCUAAGAAUCCUGGUGUAGUUAUAUCAAAGAAAAAAAGGAAAGAUUCGCUACUUAAAAAGCGGUCCCUAAAACGACCUCUCCUUAUUGUGCGUAAGAAGGAUGGCGAAUAUUCAGUUACUAUGGAGACAAUGAAAACUUAUGCGAAACCUAGAACUUUUAAUCAAUAUCCUUAUGAAGAUAAACCUGUUUUGACUUAUACUAUAGGUAGAACAGACAAAGAGAACAAGGAAAGGCAAAAAAAGAAAGAACGAGAGCGACGGCGACUUGAAAGAGCUCAACGUCAAUUUAUACAAAGUGCAUUUAGAGACGUAUGCCAAGAGAUAUGUCUGAAAACGUAUCAACAAGCAUUAGGUAUACUACCUGAUGCAGAAAGUCCUGGCUGUCCUUGUUAUCCCGUUCACCCUAAUGGCGAGAUGGCAAAUGUAGGCGUUUCUUGUUCAUGUUCUGAAGAAAAGUCUUCCAUUGGUUCUGAUACUGAUUCUGAUGAGUGGAUAGUUGAAUUCACACCACCUAAUGCCACAUUUGAUCCUACAUUUAAAAGUAAAAAAGUUAUUAAAACAAACAACACAACCCAAUAUUCAUAUUUAGAUUACAGAGUGAAACUAGUUGAUCGUUUCGGAAAUCCUGUGCCGAGAUAUUUUAAAGGACCAGAUGGUAAACAACAAUGUAGUGAUCUAGGGGGAUUUUGGAGUGCUGACCAUAAUUGGCUAGAAAUAAAUGUCGAUGGCUACAUAGCACCUGACGGAAGAUGGGCGCCCAAUAUCUUCAUAGGUCCAAAUGGUGAACAAGUGGAUGCCGAAACUGGAAAGUUUCAAACCACUAGCGGUAAAUGGUUAGUUGUUGGUGUAGAUGGUUAUAUCGAUAGUCAAGGAAGAUGGCAUUUCUAUUCAAAACCUCGUGGUACAGUAUCACAAAAAAAACGGGGAAUAUUUGGCGCCAGUGACAGAAAAGGUGGAGCAGGCGCCAAGGGGCAUGUUCUUUAUCAUGAUAAAACUUCUGAAGUAACUUGGAGUUGUUUUGGUGAUGCUUCUCUAAAACAGUUGUCAAAGGUGGGAGUUAUUGGUCAUGGGACUGACAAACGACUAUUGUUAUCGAAGUUAAAAGAUAUGCUAGCACGCGGCGAAGAUGUAAAAAUACCGGAGCCUUCCUCAGUGCCUCGUUUACCAUCAUCUAGAAAGGGUAAAAGAACAAAAAUGCUCUCUCCGAAAGGUUUCGAUUCUCGCAAUUUCUUCUUAAAAAGAACGAAAUGUAGUCAUCCAGUACCUUCAGAGAAAGGUAUAGUGGCUGUUGAUGCACAUGGAAAUAAAACAUUCUUUAGGCUAAAAGACUAUAACAAUCAAAGACCUAAGGAGAGGAUCGCUACUAUAACAGACCAGGGUAUCAGUUUAAGUUCGUUCCACGUGCCUUGUUUCCACUCCUUUAUCAAUACCGAAUUAAUGAAACAGCAACAGCGUAAACUGCUAUUUUCAUUAACAACUGAUAAAAGUAAAGUCGUUUCUACACAAACUGGCUAAUUAAUUUUACAUUCUGUGUCCAAGCAAUGUAUUAUUUUGGAUGUGAGAAUUUGUAUUGUGUGAUUAGAACUAAGUGAAAAUUUUAUUCGACAUUGUUCUAGGUCAAAUUUGUAACGUUUAACUGUAAGGUCAAUAAAUAUUUAUUAUAGAUUGAUUUUUUUUUAUCUUAAACUGAUUUGAAGACAUGAAAAUAU
Molecule: messenger RNA, 3657 nt
Organism: Galleria mellonella (greater wax moth)
Lineage: Eukaryota; Metazoa; Arthropoda; Insecta; Lepidoptera; Pyralidae
Exons: 3
Coding region: 14-3463 (1149 amino acids)
Source: RefSeq, a predicted model, not a curated record